This is a messenger RNA of Miscanthus lutarioriparius, 1386 nucleotides long. NCBI's taxonomy places the organism in Eukaryota, Viridiplantae, Streptophyta, Magnoliopsida, Poales, Poaceae. The record is from the annotation of a GenBank genome assembly.
AUGGCAACAGAAUUAGUGGGACAGUCAAGUGAGCAACCACAAAUAGUGAUUAAGUAUGUUGAGCCGGCGGAACAGUCCGGAAGAUCGACAGCCAAGGUCACCGACAGUUGGGCCCCGCUCCAUUUUGAACAAGACCCAAGCUCCCAAUUCCAGAUGAUCGCGGGAAGACAGCCUGCCUCGGAUCCGAUGGUCCUGGAGGUAGGGCUGCUUAGCGGUCACCGUGGCGCAACGGUCAAGACUGGACGAUCGCCACCUGUGGUCGCAGACUACUGGAUGCCACCUAGUUUUGAUCAAGACCCAAUCUCUCUUGGCGAGGCGAUCGCUGGAGGGCAGCUGCCCUCGGAUCAUAUGGUCCUGGAGGCAGGGCUGCUCAGCGGCCUCGAUCAUGCGGGAGCAACUGUCAUCCAGGAUGAGAUGGAGGUAUGCUCCUUCCUCUUUACUACCGAGGAGCUGGUGCUUCAAUUGUUGUCUAUGACAAAACCAGUCCAAAAUCAUUUAACGAAGCACAAUACUGGGUUAAGCUCUACGCUUCCUCUGAUUCCGAAUCUUAUAGUGAAGAUGUCACUGAGCGUGUUGCCGCUGGUGAUGAAACUUGAUGAUGACAACCUUUCAGUGAAGACUACCUCAAGUUGCUCAGCAGCAGAACAGCCUCCACUUUCAGUAAAAGUACAAAACAGGUGCGGGAUCUCCGUCGCAGAUGCGGGCGAGCUUGGCCUCGAUCUUGGAGCGGUAGGCGCGGAUGGAGGCGGCAUGCGCCUCGUUCCCGCGGCCCUCCUCCUACUGGAUGGAGGAGAUGAUCUGCCACGAGACGGCGUCGGGGGAAGGCGCUUGUUCUUUGGUGUCGCAAAGGUGAUAGAGGUGAAAAAACGAAUGGUUACAUGCCAAAAUAUGAUGAUGAGAUAUAUCACGAUCAGAUCUGAAACAAAGAUUGGUGCUAGUGUGGAGCGGCUCACCUGGAUAGGCUGCAUACCUUUUUCUUCACAGCUGUUCGUCGGAAGCUCGGAGCAGUUCGGAUCGAGCCGUCGAGGCUGCUUCCUCGGCGGCCUUGAGGCUCCGGGCUGGCAGCACCAGCCACGUGCUAGCUGUCUCCGACCUAAUCCCCAACGUGAUGAUGGUGGUGGUGUGGCGGAGGUCGCGCCCGCCGGCAGCCAUGGCCUCCUCAGCCGUGGGGCACGGUUGGUGGAAUCGGCCCCGGCGUGGGAUUUGGGAGCGCUCCCUCGCUUCGGCGACGUCGAUGAGCACUCCCUCGGCCGAACCCGCGGGAGGCGGCCGGCGCAGCAGGAGGCACCCCAACGCCGCGGUCAGGUGAUAGAGAUGGUUGGUGAAGGAUCAGAAGCUGACCAUCAACGACGAAGGAACUGGCGUUCGUUGUUCAGGGGAGGAUAG